AACAUUUUGGUGCUUUUAUUUUGAAAGUCAAGUUCUCUUACAAGUUGCGCUAGUUUCCUCUUUGGGUAGAAAGAAGAAAAACACCUGUAAGCGCGCAGAAAGCAUGGUUUUUAUUGACAGACAUGUUAAGUGGACUUUAACUACACACAGUUAAACGGUUAAAGGAAACCUCAGAAGAACGGCGGCUAAUUCCCUUUUUGCAGCAUGCAGCCAACGAGUUUUCACGGUGGCUUUGGAGAGAAGUCUUCAAAUAAACCAGUGACAGAAAACCACUUGCGUCUGCCUGUGCUUCGAGGGAAUUAUAGUGAAAACUCGGACUGUUCGUCGACGCAAGCGGCCACUAAUUGACGAUGCGGCAACUUCAAAGCAUCAGCGGGCUUGUUACUACAUGUCUACAGCGCAGCGGAGCUGACAAGAACUGGCAGAUAAGCUGAAAGUACUAUAUGCAUAUGGUGAUAACACAUGCACAAGUAUUAAAGAGCAGUGUUUUAAGGAAAAGUCUUUAAGUUAAGUGGCCUAAGAAGGGACUUUUGCAAACAUUGCUGAAUAAUACUGUGUGUUUGAUAACUACUGUGGUGUAUAGUACAUCUUCUUUUGUUGUGUCUUUCUGCAGAUGUCCAGCGUGUCUAUGAAGAGCUACGAAAGAUCUCUGCUCCAGACCAGGUCACGCGCCGUAGAGUGGAUCGGUGUGUAGAGAUUUCUACAUUUGUUGUAUCCAGAGCCUCAAGUAGGGUGCAUGGAAGGUCUCCAGAAAAGGAGGAGCAAGACUGGCCAGAAGCAGGCUCUCUCUUUAAUUCAAGCACCUGCAAUUCAGGUUCUGUGGCUUCCAUUUUGAAAGGCACCUCAGUACUUUCAAGCAGGUCUUCUGCAAGACGACAAGAUGCUGCUGCUGAUGUUGCUGCAAGUCAGGCUGUUCUUAAAGUGCUACAAGAACAAGAAAAGGAACAGUUAGAAAUCGAGCGUCUAGAAGCUGAAGCUAAGAAGAAGAUAGCUGAGCAGGAGGCAGCAGCAGUAAAACGUCGGUUAGAAAGAGAGCAAGAAGAGGUAAAACGAAGAAUGCAGAGAGAGGAAGAGGAAGCUAAAAUUAAGGCUCAACUAGAGGAAGAGCAUGUAGCUCUACAAAGGACUCUAGAGGAAAAACGGAGGAAAUUACAGCAUCUGGAGGCAAUGAAGGAUCUCAGUGCAGCAAGGGCGAGAAUGCUGGUGUACAAUCAAGAGAAUGACAAAGAGGAAGAGCAAAACGACGUACUGCAACCUGAGGUUGUAGUGGAUAAUAAAGUUUGUGCUCCCACAGGCUGUUUGCCCCAGUGUGUGCCUCCUGCACCACAAGUUGUGACCACUUCUUCAAAUGACAACACUGCAGAACUUGUCAAAGUGCUGGCAGGAGCUUUGAGUGCCAACCGAAUCUCAAUUCCUGAACCUACAGUAUUCAGUGGGGAUCCAUUGAAAUACAGUGACUGAAAAAUCUCCUUUGAAACGCUGAUUGACCAGAAGAGCAUUCAAGACAAGGAGAAAAUCUACUACCUUCGCCGGUAUGUAAGUGGACAAGCUAAGAAAGCAAUCGAUGGCUAUUUCCUUCUUGGAACCGAAUCAGCCUAUUCUGCAGCAGUUGAGAUUUUGGAGGAAAGAUAUGGAAACCCAUUCACGAUUGCAAAGGCAUAUAGAGACAAGCUUCAGACAUGGCCCAAGAUAGGCUCCAAGGACAGCUUUCAACUCAGAGAGUUUUCUGACUUUCUCCGUAGUUGUGAAGCCGCCAUGGUCCAUAUUAAGGCACUGGAAAUCUUGAAUGACUGUAAUGAAAACAGAAAAAUUUUGUCAAAGUUACCAGAUUGGCUAACAGCAAGAUGGAAUAGACAAGUUAUUGAAAUAGAAUAGAAUAAUCCUUUAAUUGUCCCACAAGGGGAAAUUCGGUUGUAACAGCAGCCAAAAAGACACAUAUACAAACAAACAGUACACAGGACACAGAACAGAAACAUACACAAUUUUUCUUGAAUAUUGAAUAUUUAAGAAGCGACUAAUCAAUUUCCCUCCUUCAGCCAAUUUGUGAAGUUCUUGACAAGAGAGGUGAAAAUUGCUUGCAACCCUCUCACAUCGCUGCAGGCACUGAAACAAGAUGAAGCUGAAAAAAACAAAUCCUCAAGACAUUUCAACCUUGCAGCAAAGACACUGAUCACAAGUUCCAGUGAAAAAAAUGCUGUUACAUGUCUUUUCUGCAAAAGGACUGGGCAUACAUUGCACCAAUGCAGGAAGUUUGUGGAGAAAGCAGUUAAUGAUAGAAUUAAAUUCAUUCAAAUGGAAAAGUUGUGCUUUGGUUGUCUGAAGUACGGUCAUCACUCAAAGAGUUGCAUCAGUAGGAGUGUUUGUGACAAGUGCCAGAAGCGUCAUCCUACCUGUUUGCAUGAAGAACGAACCAAAGAGAAGCAAAAACCACCACAGGCCAAGCAAAAUCGGAAUCAUGAAACUUCAAGUGAGGUUCAUGAAGAAGUACAACUAGCACAGGAUCACGAAAUGACCAGAACUGCUACUUCAAAUACAGUAAUGCUUCAUGGAGCUAAAACACAAACAGCUGCAAUAGUUCCAGUGUGGCUUUCCUGCACAACACAACCAGCACAAGAAGUCCUUGUGUAUGCUUUAUUGGAUUCGCAGAGUGACACAACAUUUGUGUUGAGUGAAGUAGCAGAAACUUUACAGAUAAAUAGAGAACAAGUCAAGCUUAAGCUUUCUACCAUGACGUCAACAACUACAGUUGUGAGUUCUCAAAGAGUAAGUAACCUACAAGUCCGUGGCUUUUACUCCAGCGAGAGAAUCUCCUUACCACCAGUGUACACGCGUGAUUUCAUCCCAGCUAACAGAACUCACAUCCCAACUAAUGAAACUGCAGAGGCGUGGCCCCAUCUAGAACACUUACAGUCAGAAAUUGCACCUCUGCAGGACUGUGAAGUGGGUCUUCUUAUCGGAUAUGACUGUUCACAAGCCCUGCUUCCGAGAGAAGUUGUGGCUGGCAAAGAGAACGAGCCUUAUGCACAACGUACAGACCUUGGAUGGAGUAUUGUUGGUAAUGGGAACCCUUGUGUUGAUUAUGGGGACGCAAUUGGAAUCAGUCAUCGCAUAGUAGUGAGACAAGUGAUACCAGAUGUUGAGUCUUCUGUCAACCUCAAAAGGGUAGUGCAUUAUGUGAGCCAAACCAAAGUAAAGGAAGUAACUCCCUCAGACAUCAUAAGGGUCUUGGAAUCAGACUUCUCAGAAAGAACUGGAGAUGAUAUUGUGUCUCAAGAUGAUCUCAAGUUCCUGACAAAGUUGAGAGAAAACAUCGUGCAAAAUGAUACAGGUCAUUUUGAAAUGCCGCUGCCAUUCAAAGAAGACAGGCCUAAAUUACCCAACAACAAGAUAUGUGCCAUACAUCGCUUGAAGUGCCUGGAAAGGAGACUAAAGAAAAACCAACAGUACUACAGAGACUACGUAAGCUUCAUGAAUGACAUCAUUUCAUGUGGUGAUGCAGAGAAGGUCCCUGAUGAAGAAAAUGAUGAGAAAUUGGCUUGGUAUAUUCCACAUCAUGGGGUUUAUCAUCCACAGAAACCAGGGAAAAUACGUGUGGUAUUUGACUGCUCUGCCAAAUUCCAAGAAACAUCUCUCAACGACCAUCUACUCACUGGUCCAGAUUUAACGAACACAUUGGUCGGUGUCCUUUGUCGCUUUCGAAAGGGUUCUGUUGCAAUCAUGUGCGACAUUGAGAGAAUGUUCCACCAGUUUCAUGUCAAAAGGGAAGAUCAAGAUUAUUUGAGAUUCCUAUGGUGGGAGAAUGGCAACUUGGAAACCUCACCAUCAGUUUACAGAAUGAAGGUUCAUUUGUUUGGAGCGGCCUCGUCGCCUGGCUGUGCCUUACCUUCAGAUUUUGGUAAUGUCAAAAGGUAUGAACUUCACCAUUUUUCAGAUGCCAGUUUCUCAGGAUAUGGUGUAUGUACUUACCUGCGAGCCAUCAGUGAAUCUGAUGAAGUACAUUGCUCUUUGGUAAUGGGAAAAUCCAGAGUUUCCCCAAUCAGCGUUACUACGAUACCAAGUCUGGAACUCACUGCAGCAGUUGUUGCAGCCCGAACCAGCCCGAACCAGUGACAUGCUUCGCGGUGAACUGGAAAUCCAGGAUCCAGAAUUCUUCUGGACAGAUUCCACUGUUGUUCUUGGCUACAUAAACAAUGACGCCAGAAGGUUUCAGGUAUAUGUAGCAAAUCACAUACAGAGGAUCAAGUCAAGUACAAACCCUGAACAAUGGGGUUAUGUCGCUUCAGAAGAUAAUCCAGCUGAUCAUGCCUCUCGAGGUUUGACUGCAGAGCGACUUAGGACCUCAAAUUGGUUUACCGGCCCAACAUUUCUUUGGCAAAAAGAACUUCCUGGCAGACAAUGCAAGGUGGGAGAAAUCAAGGAGGAUGAUCCUGAACUCCGCAAGGUGAUUGUGUGUAACACUAAGUCAAAGGAAGACAGAUCAUUGUUGGAUAACUUCAAGAAAUUCUCUGACUGGUCAAGGUUAUCGAGAGCAGUUGCCAGACUGAAACGAUACAUCAGAAUGCACAAAGGUAUUCAGCAAAGAACAAGUGAUAGCACAAGUCUAGAGGAAAGAAAAGAAGCAGAACUUGUUAUUAUCAAGUUGGUUCAGGAAGAAGCAUUCUCAGAUGAGAUAAAGAGCUUGAAACGAAAGACGGUAGUUGAAAACAGUCCACUGUGCAAGUUAAAUCCUUUCUUGGAUGAUGAAGGGAUCUUAAGAGUGGGAGGACGUUUAAGUCAAGCCACAUUGCACCCUCAUGUGAAGCACCCAGCAAUUCUGCCAUAGAAUAGCCACGUAGCAGCUUUACUAAUCAAGCAUUUUCACGAAAGAAUCCAUCAUCAAGGACGUGGAAUGACAAUGAAUGAACUGAGAGCGAAUGGUUGGUGGAUCCUGGGAUGCAGCGGUGCAGUUUCAUCACAUAUUUUUAAAUGUGUGACCUGCAGGAAGUACAGAAGAUCCACUAAAGAGCAAAAAAUGGGUGACUUGCCACAAGAUAGGACAGCAACAACACCGCCUUUUACUUAUGUUGGCAUGGACUGCUUUGGUCCAAUCUAUGUUAAGGAAGGAAGAAAGACUCUCAAAAGAUAUGGUCUUUUGUUUGCCUGUCUAUGUUCAAGAGCCAUACAUAUAGAAGUGGUUGAUGACAUGACAACUGAUGCGUUUCUCAAUGCUUUAAGGGCAUUCAUUGCCAUAAGAGGAAAUGUUCGACAGCUAAGAUCCGACCAAGGAACCAAUUUUGUUGGUGCUAGGAGAGAGUUCAUGGAGUUAAUGAAAGGAAUGGAUCAAGAAAAGACUAAGACUCUAGGAUGUGAAUUUCUCAUGAACCCCCCAACAGCAAGCCAUAUGGGAGGUGUCUGGGAGCGUCAAAUAAGGACUAUAAGAAGUGGUCUUACUGCUAUUCUCGAUCAGUCAUCACAAAGGCUUGACUGCACCUCCUUAAGAACCUUUCUGUAUGAGGUCAUGGCUAUCAUCAAUAGCAGACCACUCACGACUGAACAUUUGAAUGAUCCAUCAGGCCCUGAACCAUUGACUCCAAACCACAUCUUAACAAUGAAGUCCAAAAUCAUUCUGUCCCCGCCUGGAGAUUUUGUCAAAGAAGAUGUUUAUCUUAGGAAAAGAUGGCGUCGAGUGCAGUGUUUGGCUAAUAUGUUUUGGACCCGAUGGAAGAAAGAAUAUCUUCUAAAUUUACAAGAGCGACAAAAGUGGCGGAAGAACAGAAGGAACAUCAAGGUUGACGACAUUGUCCUUCUACAAGAUGAUCUGGCACCACGCAAUGAGUGGAAGAUGGCUAGAGUCACAGAAGUUUAUCCAGGAUCGGUUAAUCGAGUGAGGAGAAUAAAGCUGCUCGUCAGUGAUACACAUGACAAAGGAGGGAGCCGCACAGCUAAAACAGUUUUUCUUGAGAGACCUGUUUAAAAAGUGGUUACUCUCUUAGAAGCAGACUAAAUGGUUGUUUGCUGGAAGUUACCUGACAAAGGGUUGAUAACAAGAAUUCUUUGGUGAUAAGUAGGAAUGCUUGUUUGCAGAGACUAUUUCAUUUGGGAAAUCCCACGUAAAGAUUCGUGUGAUUUGGUGGGAGUGUAGCUGUUGGCAUGAUGACAUUGUAUAUAAUUUGGAUUAUUUCUUUAUCUUGUCAAGAUCCAUGUCAUGAUUGUAAAUUGUUUAAGCUGUACAUUACUUUAUGUUUGUUUUUUUUGUAGUCAACAUUUUGGUGCUUUUAUUUUGAAAGUCAAGUUCUCUUACAAGUUGCGCUAGUUUCCUCUUUGGGUAGAAAGAAGAAAAACACCUGUAAGCGCGCAGAAAGCAUGGUUUUUAUUGACAGACAUGUUAAGUGGACUUUAACUACACACAGUUAAACGGUUAAAGGAAACCUCAGAAGAACGGCGGCUAAUUCCCUUUUUGCAGCAUGCAGCCAACGAGGUAUUUAUUGAUUUAUCGUGUUUGUUGUACAGUGUUAUUUUUAGUGCUGUGUCUUACUCUGAGUUUUAUUUUGUUAAUGCUGUAUAGUUUUCACGGUGGCUUUGGAGAGAAGUCUUCAAAUAAACCAGUGACAGAAAACCACUUGCGUCUGCCUGUGCUUCGAGGGAAUUAUAACCAGAGUAAAGACAAAAGUCGAGGAGAGAUGAAAUGAAGGCACGAACGGCUCUCUCAAAGUCUCUGAAACAGAGGAACAGCGUCACUUUUGCAGCUGGUUCAUAAUUAAACAACUUGAUGUCCGGGCCAAGUCUGUUCAGAAGAGCGCGGGGAUGAGUCAUCGCUGAUGCAGCCAUGCAGUUUUUGAAUUUUACCAACACACCACCCAGGCACGUUUCCCUUAGUUGUCAGCUAUCUGUACUUCUCAGGGGCAGGACUUGACUUGGGUUCCCGCUCUGUGGCACCACACGUCUGGAGGUAAUGAGCUCGUCUCAUCUGCUGUCACUACUGAAGGUGGUGCUUUGUCUUCAGUCAA
Molecule: messenger RNA, 6986 nt
Organism: Oreochromis aureus
Lineage: Eukaryota; Metazoa; Chordata; Actinopteri; Cichliformes; Cichlidae
Exons: 3
Coding region: 2293-4110 (605 amino acids)
Source: RefSeq, a predicted model, not a curated record